Diorhabda sublineata is the source of this 428-nucleotide messenger RNA. Its product is annotated as centromere protein S-like. Gene Ontology annotation, biological process: resolution of meiotic recombination intermediates; replication fork processing. The transcript has 4 exons. NCBI's taxonomy places the organism in Eukaryota, Metazoa, Arthropoda, Insecta, Coleoptera, Chrysomelidae. Gene Ontology annotation, cellular component: FANCM-MHF complex; Fanconi anaemia nuclear complex. Gene Ontology annotation, molecular function: chromatin binding; protein heterodimerization activity. Bases 63 to 392 code for a protein of 109 amino acids. The record is from RefSeq and is a predicted model, not a curated record.
ACAUAACCUCAAACAACAAAUAACAUUUUUAAUCAAAAUUGAGAAAAUUUUGGACUUUAGAAAUGUCAAAUGAACAAAAGACAAGACAAACUAUUUAUAACACCACAAAGGAAAUAGCUAAUAAAAUCGGAGGCAAAUAUGAAGUAGAAUUCGAUAAUAAUUCAAUAGAUCUUAUAUCAGAAUUGGUGUAUAAAAAAAUUAUUUCAUACGGAAAAGAUUUAGAAUCUUUUCAAAAGCAUGCUAAGAGAUCAACUAUUACAACAGAUGAUGUGAAAUUAUUAGUCAGGAAUAAUAAGUCUUUGGUUGAACUGGUAGAUUCAAAAUUGAAAGUCUUAAAUUCCUUAAAACAGACUGAAGACCCAACUACGACAUCAAAAAGGAAGAGAAAGUGAUAUUUAAUUAUUUCAAAUAAUAAAUGUUCUAUUUUU